CGACGGCGUCGUCGUCGUCUUUCUCAACUGUUCAUUCCGCGUCCGUCUGUCGUUCUCUGCUGUCUGCCAUCGUAUCAUCUGUUCCCGAUAUCGCGCAUCCGUUCGAGUUUCGGUGUCCAUUUCCGCUGCCUGACGCUGUUGGCCGCGUAAAACCGACGCGUACUAUCGAUCGUCAUUCGUCACUGUCUCUCGUUUUCCCCGACCGUUUAUCUCCGCUCCUGCUGUCUUCGCACCGAGUGACCGGCUGAAAAACCGUCAACCGCGCGCGAACCGUCCAUCGCGUACUUGCGCGGUUUCUCGUACGGCAUACAGUCAACGAACAGUAUUUUUUCUCUUCUCAACAUGUCCACCACCCCGAAGUCCCUGCCGGAGGAAUCGCUUGGCGAAUCUUGGGUGGACAUCACGAGCUGCACAUCACCAAUAUCUUUCCAGAGCGCCGACCGUGUUACUCCAGUGCCAUUCAUAUCGUCCGGUGAAGAAUAUCUGAGACUGUUGAAAGAGGCACAAAGGGAGAGCAACUCUUCAUCCAGAGUCUUGUCUAAAGAAUCGUCCAUAAAGGGCAGUCCAAAAUCACCGCCAAACAGUCCAAACAAUGAAUUGGAAGACGAUCUCAGGGGAGUGUAUAUAAAUUAUUCAAACAGAGGUGGAGAAUUGUACAACUUGGAUAAAAGUACUGAUUGGAUUUGGGAUUGGAGUAGCCGACCAGAUCAGGCACCUCCCAAAAACUGGAAAUUCAUUCAUCCCAAGAAGAAGACAUACAGUAUGCGCAACGCCAAGGUCGGCAAAGACGGCCUCUUUUCCAAAGAAGUUUUGUACACUUUGUUCCUGACCAAUAUUUUGUCCAUACUGCUGGGAGCUGGCGUUGGUGCCUGGCUAUGUAAACGAGGCGGUAUUAUGAUGUCCAGAGUGGUUUUGGAAUGAUCAAUCUGUGGAACGUAACAUUAUAUGAACAUGCACAAAAAAAACAAGAAUAAAUGGUGUCAAUUCAUUGUCUUUUUUAAGUCUGAAAUUCAAAAAUGCAUGUUACAUUAUUUUCAAAAACAUAUUCCUUUUUGUAAUAUUAUAUUUAUGAUGUAGCUUAAGUUUUUAUAAUAUUUAAGAUGGUUAUUAUUAAUUUGACACAUUAGAUUUGGAAAUAUGUCUAAUAUUUACUAUUAUAAUAUACAAUUUAAUGAACAAAAAGUUCUCGGAUACAUUUUGUUAGGUACUCUUGAUUAUAUUGAUCCUUUUAAUUUUUUUAAAUUUCUCUUACUAUCAAUAUAAACUUAAAAAGUUAGUACCUCUGGCUUCUGGUCAAAUUAAAAGUCAUACAUGUACAUACUCAAAAAAUUUUAUAUUAUUAUUGUUGUUAAAUAUAACAAUCACAAAAAUAAAAAUAAUAGACUUUAUUCUUAUAUAAAUCUUAUUGAACAAUUUAUGUUUCUCUUAAUAAACUAAAAUUUUAAAUUAUUAAUCAAACCAAUAAGCUUUAAACUCUGAGGAAAAAAUAAGGAGGGGACCAUCAUUUUUUAAUUAAAUCAAACAAAAGGUAUAAAUACAAACUUAUACCAACUAUGUGAGAAUAUAAUUUUAGUACCGUUGUGAUAAGUCUGUUCGAUUUUUUUUUUAUUGUUUAUUAUAAUUUUUUUUUAUAUAAAAUAUAUAUAUUAUCUUCUUUAUGAUAUUUUGUUUAUAUCAAACUUAAAUGAACCCAAUUUUGUUUGUAUGUUUUAUAAUAAUUAAGUUAGAUUUUCUAUUUUACAUUAGCCAGUACACUUCAUUGUCGGCAGUGUGUCACUUUGUAAGGUAACCUCAUGUGAAACGAGGACCUGGCUCAUCCUUUUGUGUUACCCAAAUGACAAGCUUAUUUUGUGGUUAUUAAAUACUUUUUUAUUAUUAGUUAGUAGCUUAAUGUAACAUUAAGUUAAUAUAGAUAACAGCUUAAAAAUAAAAAAAUUAACCUUGUGUAACGUAUUUACCUAUCACAUUUUUUAAAGAUAUUUUUAAUAUAUUAUUUACAUAUUAAUUGUAAAAUUAUAUUACAUGUAUGGUUUUUUUUUUUUCAAUAAACAUGAAAAUAUCUA
Metopolophium dirhodum (rose-grain aphid) is the source of this 2063-nucleotide messenger RNA. It is a transcript of the gene BNIP3, whose product is annotated as BCL2/adenovirus E1B 19 kDa protein-interacting protein 3. Gene Ontology annotation, cellular component: nucleus; mitochondrial outer membrane; mitochondrial envelope. The coding region runs from base 343 to 921 and encodes 192 amino acids. The transcript has 6 exons. The record is from RefSeq and is a predicted model, not a curated record. Lineage: Eukaryota; Metazoa; Arthropoda; Insecta; Hemiptera; Aphididae. Gene Ontology annotation, biological process: mitochondrial outer membrane permeabilization; positive regulation of apoptotic process.